UGGUAUUUGCUGUAUCAUCUGAGAUUUUAAAAUCAGUCAAUUAGCAAUCCAAAAAAAGAGAUGAGGAUUGGCAUAUUGUUUAUGAUAUCUUACCUUGUUAACAUUACAGCUAGCAGUGGGCCAGAGCUCUUGGUUUUGCAAUUCCCUGAAGAUGCCAGUGUACUCCUUAACUCCACUGUGUGGAUGCUCUGUGUCUUUGAAUACCCCAAGGAGGAGAAUGAGGAGCCAGUUGUGUACUGGAGGAAGGGCCCCAGCUGUGACAACCAGCAGAGUCUUCGGUCAAGUUCAGGAGCAGGAAGGCCACACAUACACAUUACCAAGGACAUAUUCAGGGGAUUCUCUAUCUUAAAACUGAGCAAUGUUGACAAGAAUGACAGCAACUUGUAUUUCUGUGAUGUGAUACUAACCCAGAAAACCCAUGGCAAAUGUGGAAACGGAACCAAGCUGACAGUGCACGAUUUCACAUGCAAAGACUGUGUAAGAUCAGAACCGACCUGGUGGUGUUGGUUCCUUCUUCUUGGAUACGCUCUCUUUGUCACCACAGUUAUCAUAUCUUUUGGUAUUCAUCACUGCUGUAAAAAGUGCAAGAACAAUUCAAGAAAUACAGAUAGCAGCACUACCCUGCCAAGUGAAUGGAUUUAUGAGAAGCCAUCCAAACCCGUUAACAAUGGGUCUAACCAAGAAUAUGAAGAUAUGUCACUAAUAAGAACUUUCAGUCACAUUGAAAGGAAAGUGAUAUGAAAAACAAGCCUCACAGUUGUAACCAUAAUGCCAUGAGCAUGUGAAUGUAGUGUACUACUUCAGGAUACAGAAGAAACUUACACACAAGUCAUUUUGUGAACUUGGAAUCUUCUUUGUUCAAGAUUUUUUCAUCUAUUCAUGAAUUUACUUCAAAACUAAUGAAAUUAAUGCUCUAUGCAGCUACAAAUGCAAUGAUAUUUAGUGUGCACAGCUACCACCAAAAUACUGUUAAAGCUAAAGGUAUUAAUACUUCAAUGCUAAGAAAGCUGAUCAUGUAUGCUGAUAUUUUUUUUUUCCGUUUCAAACUCAAGGACACAUUUGGAAUUUUGUUUUAUCUGGGUUAAGACAGCUUCUUUGCUUCAUCAAAGCAACGGCAAAUUCAGUACUACAGUACCUGUCUGCUGCUGAUAUAAAUUUUUAAAAAAGAUUUUGUCAUAGAGGCGUUUCUCACGUGCUCCUGAUGUACUGCCUGACCUUACUUCCAGCUCCUUAUCCUGCCCUCAUAUUUAUAUAUCCCUGCAACUUCUUUUACUUUUGGCUGUGUAGUCAGCUAUGUUACUGAUAUAGUGCACAUUUGUACAUGCCUCUCUCAAAAGAAUGAAAAUACUGAAUAUGUUUUUAAUAGUUAUAAUUUCUGAAGAAAACAUAAUAAUUACUGAUGAAGAGCUUGUCUUUGUUGUUCUUCUUCUGGCAUAUCUAACAUUAUAAUGUAAGCUAUUUGGAUUAAAAAUAUCUUUAAAAGUUGUUUAAAGUACUUAGGAUGCUUUUAGAGUCCAUGUAAACAGCAACAAUAGAAUUAAACUUCAUAGAAAGAGCUUACCAUAAUUUGCAUAAUAAUUAAGUGCUCAGAGGAAGCUGUGCCUUGGAAUAGUUAUGUACAUGUGACUUGAGAGAAGUUAAUACUUUGACAAACUCUAUUUGAGUUAUUGAAUUUUUCUAUUUUUCCACAAACAAUUAAAUAUUACAAGCUGAGUACUGUGUAUCAAGAUUUAUUUUUUUUUUAAACACUGAAAAUAUAAUUAUGAAAGGAAAAUGUUCAUAGGCUAAAAUGCCAGAGAUUACAGCCUUAUACACUAUCUAUGACUAUAAAACAAAGAGUAAGCUCUUUUUUACUCAAGGGGGCAAUAAGUUAAUAUUCAAGACUGCACAUUAUGAUGUGGAUGCACAUUGCUAGUGAAGUUCAACUAAAGCUUUAUCAGUACUGCAUUUUUCUAAAAUACGUGCCUGUUCUGCAAGUAAAAAUGCUAAUUAAAACAGUUUUAAAAACCGA
Phasianus colchicus (ring-necked pheasant) is the source of this 2011-nucleotide messenger RNA. RefSeq lists its product as uncharacterized. Lineage: Eukaryota; Metazoa; Chordata; Aves; Galliformes; Phasianidae. The record is from RefSeq and is a predicted model, not a curated record. Gene Ontology annotation, cellular component: B cell receptor complex; external side of plasma membrane. Gene Ontology annotation, biological process: B cell receptor signaling pathway; B cell differentiation.